Myripristis murdjan (pinecone soldierfish) is the source of this 7812-nucleotide messenger RNA. It is a transcript of the gene dgkh, whose product is annotated as diacylglycerol kinase, eta. Bases 227 to 3955 code for a protein of 1242 amino acids. Gene Ontology annotation, molecular function: protein binding; ATP-dependent diacylglycerol kinase activity. Gene Ontology annotation, cellular component: plasma membrane. The record is from RefSeq and is a predicted model, not a curated record. Gene Ontology annotation, biological process: phospholipase C-activating G protein-coupled receptor signaling pathway. NCBI's taxonomy places the organism in Eukaryota, Metazoa, Chordata, Actinopteri, Holocentriformes, Holocentridae. The transcript has 30 exons.
UAUCACGUGGAGCGCCGAGGCUCAGCCCUCGAAAGAGUAACAACGAGGGAAACGGGCAGGAGAGUGCGGACGGGUAGUCACCUACCGGGGCGACAAGGCGAGACAAUCUCAUCUAUUCAGGUCGCAUAUGACUGAUACAAGGGCAACCAGACACGCUGCGAAUUCCUCCACCGUUCCCUGAUUCGUUUCUUUUUCACCCGGAGCGGACAGACAGGACUCGGACACUAUGGAGGAUGUCUACCAGUACACCCGAAGCCCCGUUUGGGAAGAGUUGGAACCGGAGAAAGGGCCUACAUCCGCGGCUGGAAUCCACGCACAUGUGGUGGGGGCUGCUGCCGGCUCCGGAGCUGCGGACGAGUCCUCGGACAGCGAGGCAGAGCAGGAAGGCCCCCAGAAACUCAUCCGGAAAGUCUCCACCUCCGGCCAGAUCCGGAGCAAGACGAGUAUAAAGGAAGGAUUGUUGCUAAAACAGACCAGCUCCUUCCAGAGGUGGAAAAAGCGCUAUUUCAAACUGAGAGGGCGAACUCUCUACUACGCCAAAGAUGCCAAGUCCCUUAUCUUUGACGAAGUGGACCUGUCAGAUGCCAGUGUUGCAGAGUCCAGCACGAAGAAUGUGAACAACAGCUUCACGGUGAUCACUCCGUUCCGUAGGCUCAUCCUCUGUGCUGAGAACAGGAAAGAGAUGGAGGACUGGAUCAGUUCGCUGAAGUCCGUCCAGUCCCGAGAGCAUUACGAGACGGCACAGUUUAAUGUGGAACAUUUCUCAGGGAUGCACAACUGGUACGCCUGCUCCCAUGCACGCCCCACCUUCUGCAAUGUCUGUAAAGAUAGCUUGUCUGGGGUCACCUCCCACGGCCUCUCCUGCGAAGUGUGCAAAUUCAAAGCCCACAAGCGCUGUGCUGUCCGAGCCACUAAUAACUGUAAAUGGACAACCCUAGCCUCCAUUGGGAAGGAUAUCAUUGAGGAUGAGGAUGGGAUUGCCAUGCCUCACCAGUGGUUGGCGGGCAACCUGCCUGUCAGUGCCAAGUGUGCUGUGUGCGAUAAGACAUGUGGCAGCGUACUGAGACUGCAGGACUGGCGCUGCCUAUGGUGCAAAGCUAUGGUACACAUAGCCUGCAGGGACCUUUACCCUCGCAAGUGUCCUCUGGGCCAGUGCAAAGUCUCCAUCAUUCCCCCUACGGCGCUCAACAGCAUCGACUCAGAUGGCUUCUGGAAGGCCACCUGCCCCCCCUCGUGCGCCAGCCCCCUGCUGGUCUUUGUGAACUCCAAGAGCGGCGACAACCAGGGGGUGAAGUUCUUACGGCGGUUCAAGCAGCUCCUCAACCCGGCCCAAGUCUUCGACCUGGUCAACGGCGGGCCGCACCUCGGUCUGCGCCUGUUUCAGAAGUUUGACAACUUCCGGAUCCUGGUGUGCGGAGGCGACGGCAGUGUGGGCUGGGUCCUCUCAGAGAUCGACAAGCUUAACCUGCACAAACAGUGCCAGCUGGGUGUGCUGCCCUUGGGCACGGGCAACGACCUGGCGCGGGUGCUGGGCUGGGGCCCGUCAUGUGACGACGACACCCAGCUGCCCCAGAUCCUGGAGAAGCUAGAGAGGGCCAGCACCAAGAUGCUGGACCGCUGGAGCAUCAUGACCUACGAGAUCAAGAUCCCACCCAAACACAGCUGCCCUGCCACGCCUGAGGGAGCCGACGACUGCCAGUUUCACAUAGCAGCCUAUGAAGACUCAGUGGCUGCUCACCUCACAAAGAUCCUCAACUCGGACCAGCACUCUGUGGUCAUCUCGUCUGCCAAGAUCCUGUGUGAGACAGUGAAGGAUUUUGUUGCCAAAGUGGGGAAAACCUACGAGAAAAGCACAGAAAACGCUGAGGAGUGCGACUCCAUGUCUCUUAAAUGUGCCAUCCUGAAUGAGAAACUGGACUCUCUGCUCCAAACCCUCAACGCAGAGUGCCAGGCCCUGCCUCCUCUUCCCCACUCCACUCCUCCCAUCGUCGAGGAGGAGCAGGAGGAGGAGGAGGAGGAAGAAGAGGAAGAGGCCAGCGAGGAGAGCCUGACAGAGCUCAAGGAGAAGCUGGAGGUGGAGGAGUCGGAGAAAAGAGGAGGAAGCUCUCCACACCGGCUGUUUAAAGGCAGGGAGCAGCUGAUGCUGAGAGCCAACAGCCUGAAGAAAGCCGUGCGACAGAUCAUCGAGCAGGCAGAGAGAGUGGUGGAUGAGCAGAAUGCCCACACAGACGACACCGAGCUGCCCUCUCCGCUGGAGUUCAGGAAAGACAGCGAGGAAGAGAACAGAGACAGCGAGAAAGACGAGGACACCAAGGAACUGGAGGCGCUGCCGUCUGCUAAGAGUCCCUGUUCUCCGACGGAGAGGAGGGUGAGUCGCAGCACCCAGUCCUGCGGCUCCUUCUCCAUCACCCCCUUCACCACCAGCAAGGAGAACCUCCCAGUACUCAACACACGCAUCAUCUGCCCUGGGUUGCGAGCUGGCUUGGCGGCCUCUAUAGCUGGCAGUUCCAUUAUUAGCAAGAUGCUGCUGGCCAACAUCGACCCCUUUGGCGCCACGCCUUUCAUCGACCCCGACCUGGACUCACUGGAGGGCUACAUGGAGAAGUGUGUGAUGAACAACUACUUUGGCAUCGGCCUGGAUGCCAAGAUCUCCCUGGAGUUCAACAACAAGCGAGAGGAGCAUCCGGAGAAAUGCAGGAGUCGCACCAAGAACAUGAUGUGGUACGGCGUUCUGGGCACCAAGGAGCUGCUGCAGAGAACCUACAAGAACCUGGAGCAGAAGGUCCAGCUGGAGUGCGACGGCCAGUACAUCCCCCUGCCCAGCCUCCAGGGUAUCGCCGUGUUAAACAUUCCCAGCUACGCCGGCGGGACCAACUUCUGGGGCGGCACCAAGGAGGAUGAUAUCUUCUGUGCCCCUUCGUUUGACGAUAAGAUCUUGGAGGUGGUGGCUGUGUUCGGGAGCAUGCAGAUGGCGGUGUCCAGAGUCAUCAAACUGCAACACCACCGCAUAGCACAGUGUCGCACGGUGAAGAUCACCAUCCUGGGCGAUGAGGGGGUUCCCAUUCAGGUGGAUGGAGAAGCCUGGAUCCAGCCUCCUGGAGUCAUCAAGAUCCAGCACAAGAACAGAGCCCAGAUGCUCACCAGAGACCGGGCGUUUGAGAACACGCUGAAGUCGUGGGAGGACAAGUGUAAGUAUGACAAGCCUCCUCUGCGGCCCCACCUCUACCCCCAGCAGUCUGUGGAUCUGGCCACCGAGGAGGAGGCGACCCUGGUGCAGAUGUGUGCCCGAGCUGCAGAGGAGCUCAUCACUAGGAUCUGUGAGGCAGCGAAGACCAACGGGCUGCUGGAGCAGGAGCUGGCUCAUGCUGUCAACGCCGCGUCUCACGCCAUCAACAAAACACACCCCAAGUUUCCUGAGAGUCUGACGAGGAACACCGCUAUAGAAGUGGCCAGCACUGUCAAGGCUCUCCACAACGAGACCGAAUCUCUCCUCGUGGGCCGAGUCUCCCUGCAACUGGACCCACCAGAGGAGGAGCAGCUCUCCAGCGCUUUGCAGAGUGUGGAAGUGGAACUGGGCAAACUGGGAGAGAUCCCCUGGCUCUACCAUAUACUGCAGCCGAAUGAUGAGGAGGACCACUCUCUGGAUUACGGCAAGAGGAACAGUCGCAGCAGCAUGUUCCGCAUAGUGCCCAAGUUCAAGAAGGAGAAGGCCACCAAGAAGACGAGCCCUCAGUCAGUGGAGAGGUGGGGCACAGAGGAGGUAGGGAUCUGGCUGGAACAGCUGAGCCUGGGGGAGUACAGGGACACCUUCACCCGCCACGACAUCCGAGGGUCCGAGCUGCUGCACCUGGAGAGGAGGGACCUGAAGGAUCUGGGGAUAUCGAAAGUGGGUCAUAUGAAGAGAAUUCUCCAGGGAACUAAGGACCUGGCCAAGGCCACCAUGGUUGACCUCUAAACGGGAAGCAAAAGCUACCGCAAAUGGGAAACAAAUGUUCCCCUUACUACAGUGGAAGAAGGAGCACCAUCAGCAGGGAGGGAAGAGAUUGGUGUUGAAGGAUGAGAGGAUUUUACCCCUCUGUCUGUUGAGAAAGCCUUUGAGAUGUUGUGACAGAGAUGUGUCAGGAUGUUUGUCUGUGCUUUGGUGCCAAAAUGACAGCUGAGAGGGUUGAUGGAAGUGCAAAAGGAAGUCAUGGAUCUUCACAAAAAGCCAUUUCUAACUUAAUUUCCAUUCACAGCACACAAUCAGGUAUGCAACUUACCAUAUUGUUGACAGUUGACUUGUUGUCUGGCUUAAGGAGACAAAGUCAGAGUAGCAAAACCAGGACUUCCACGAGUGUUCCCUGUGGGACUUAGUGUAUAAUCCAGUUCAGUACAGUAGCGUGUGGAUUUGUGAUGCUUACUGGAUCUCUUCCUCACAUUAGAGGGCCGCAGAUGCAUUUAGCAGCCUUUGGGUUUCAGUCGCACUGCUGUCCAAUAAGGAGAGCUGUAACAUCUAAGUCAAGGUGGUAACCUGAAAGGUGCGGCCUCUGAAAAGAGUGAGAUGCUGUUGCAUGCUAUGCUCGCUCAACUUUAGAUAUGUUUAAUUGCAUGAUUAGUGUCUUGUUUUUUUUUGUUUUGUUUUGUUUUUUUUUGUGUACAAAAAUAACACUUGAACAAGUUUUAUAUGACUUAAGUAUUAUGAUGCCAUUUGUUACUACUGAAAGCAUCCUUUUUGGUCUGAAUCAAGCUUUUUUCUAGCUUUUAUUUAUUUUGUUUGCAUGAUAAUGUGUCAAAGACCUGUGUCAAGUGCCAUAAUUUUCAUAGUAAUUUAGUGUAAACUGUGCUUUAUCAGUAAACAUCAUAGGAACUUUAAAAAGAAUUGAUGAGGUAUGACUAUUAGAAAUUAAUAUCUGUUAAGUUGACACAUUUUCUGUUGAUGUGAAAAUAAGUACCAAAGUGAAUGUCCAGGAAACUUCCAAACCUAACGAUCUGAAGACUUUGUGCAGAAAGCAACUCUUUAUUAAGUAGACAUAAUACAUUUACUCCGUGAGGCUGGUAGGUCUUAUGAAUUAUAAUGAGUAUAGAGGGAGGGACAUUAGUGUUGGUCAAGAAGGAAGAAAAUCCGUUGGUCUGCAGCCAACCACAUAUGCUGUAGUUUUUUUUUAAGGAAUACUUUAAAGGCACUUUUUACGUCUUGCUUUAUGCAAGUGUAAACCCUCAUAUCAUUACAUAGGAGUAACAGUUCACCUCAAAUUUUUUGACUUUUAGCAAUGUAAAAUUCAGUAUUUCACACAAUAACACUAUUUUAAUGGGAUUAGGAAUAAGACGCUUGUUUUGAAUAUACAAUAGAGCAGUUGAUCUGCACCCUGCAUAAGACUUGCUCAAGAGCAGCUUUUUUUCUCAAAUUACAAGCAAGAUGUUGAUAGAGGACUACUUUUCAUCUUAGUUUCUAUAAGAUUGGUGGCAUUACAGGGUAUAUUUGUAUAUGUGAUGCUAAGGUUGUAUAUAGAUAUAUAUAUAUACACUGUAUAUACAGUAUGCCAGUGUAUGCAAACAAUGUUUGUAAGUGUUGUAGUCUAAUGCCUUUGUAGAUUGCUGACAUGGUAUGCAUUGUCAACAGCUUACACAUUUGAUGUAUAUUGCACCAUGACACCAAUUGUGGAUUAUUGAUUUUGUUCCAAUCCCUUGUACAUGAUAAUACUGUUGUAUUCUAAUGACGGUGCAAUAUUUUAUCUCUUGUUUUGAUACAGUCUCUGCGCCCUGCAGCUUUCUGACGUGGUGUUUCUCAGUGGGGGAAAAAACAAACGAAAAGAGUUUUUUGUACAUGUACUCCUCCUCAAGGUUUGAGGAUUAUAUUUAACUCCUAGACUGCUUUUUCUUACUGACUCCUAAAUUCUUCCAGCAGUUCACUAGUUUGUAGUCUCGUUCCUCUGUGCUUCCAAGAUUAUUCUCUUGAGUAGGACUGUGUCGAUGAAUGACUAGAAUGGGCAGACAUGACUGUUGUGCUAUGAUGUGUAAUGUAUCAUAAUGUAUUUCUGUGUGUGUGUGUGUGUAUGUGUGUGUUUGGGAGUGUGUGUGGGUGUGCUUGCAUACAUAUGUGUGUGCACUUCAACAGUGGCAUACUGUACCUAUCAGCAAUUGUAUGCUUACCAUUGCCAACUAAUUUUAUCAAGGGAUUUCAACUCCAGUAACUGAAAUUGAAAAUGAUCACAUAGGUUUUGCUCCCCUUCCAGAAUAGGUUCUUGUUCGUAUGAUCGUCUUAAUUCUGGUUCAUUUUACAGUUUGUCGUCUCAGAAUGAUACAACAGUGUUUCCCAAUAGAGUGAUAAGAAUACAAAUUAGUUUAAUUUAUUAGUUAAAAGGUAGCACAGUACAUUACUUGUAACCCCAUGUCCUUUAUCAGAAUAAUUGUAUCAGAAUCUGAGUGACUCGUGGACUGGAUUGUGAGUUGAGAGCAGUCAAGUGUUGGUCUUAAUGUGCCACCAGAGGGCGCCAUAUCACAUUGCUCAUCUCCACAAUCUCUGAGCGACAUCAUGUAAAGGCAUGGAUUUAACAUUGCUUAUGCUGACAAUCAGUUGUGUCAGACUACUGUAUUCAGUAUAUUGUUGCACAGUGGCAUGUUGAAAUCUAUACGCCUUUAUAUCCAUUGCAAUCUUUAAGGACAAGCUAUGCUUUUAGAAUGCAUGCUCUAAUGUUCAUGCCCCUCAUAACCAAAGAUAGGUAUUACUUACUACACAUCACUGAUUUACUGAGUAGAGCUGUUACCAACAUUAGAGAUCUGUGCCCAUUCAAUGGCAAAUCUGCCUGGCUAAAGAUCAUUGAAGUGGCUUUUAUCAAAUCCUAGUCUCAUGGACAGAACUAUGCCUUGUAGUCAUUUAGUAGAUCCAUCCAGAUGUGUGAUUUACCAGUGGAUGACACAGGAGGUCCAUGCCUGGCCAAAUUCUAUUAAAAUGUCUGGAUUAAAGUGCACAUUGGUCCAGAUGUAGGGUUUGACUAAGCUUGCUGAGGCCUUCUUGUUAGUAUGUGCUUUAAGCAGUAGUAGAUCUACUGCAUGCUGCCUUGUACCUGCAGUGCUCAUCAGAUUUGGCUUCGCUUCCAUUUCAGCCCCUUUCCAGUCACUGAACUGAAUUCAGUUCCUGUUUGAUACCGCUCCAGUUCCUGGGCUGUGUGUGUCUAUGGUCAUGGUAUCUGUAUGUCCAAAGUGUCUGCCAGGUUCUAUAAAUCUGAAGUGUCAACUCCAGGCAAGAGAAUGCUUGACUUUUCCAUACCAAAUGGAAGCUGCCAACUUUCUCCCUUGCUGAGUUUUCCCGUGGUCUGUAAAUAAUGCUGCAAACUGCCUGGUUUUCAAAAACCAACAAAACCCACGCAAGGAUCUCUUAGGACAGGAUAACAUAUAGUCUUUGACAUGGUUCCUAUACACAAUGGGAGAGAAGUGAGUUUCAUUUGUUUACAUUAUGUUUACAAUGGCACAGUUUUAAUUUUUAAGAAUAUAUAGGUAUAAAACAAUAUUUGCAUAUUUAUUGCCUAAGGUUUAAUGAUGUGUAUUGUGUUUUCACAUUUGGAAUAUAAUGUUACAGUUGUCACCUGUAUUACUAUCUGGAUGAUUUUGGUAAAGUAGUUGGUAAUUUUUAUGACUACUAAGUGACUGUUUUCUGUGCCUUUUUAUGGUUAGAAUGCAUGGUUAACUAUUUAUUACAAUUUGGAGUCACUGAGAUGUGUAUUUUUGUAUUCUGAAUAAAUAAAUGGUUCAGCUUUUGUUGUACAUUUUUGAGGUGCCUUGAAAAGGCCACCUAUUCAUAUCUUCCUUCUUCAAUAAAACUAAAUGCAUAUACAA